Molecule: messenger RNA, 696 nt
Organism: Aedes aegypti (yellow fever mosquito)
Lineage: Eukaryota; Metazoa; Arthropoda; Insecta; Diptera; Culicidae
Exons: 5
Coding region: 202-681 (159 amino acids)
Source: RefSeq, a predicted model, not a curated record
CAUCCGUUCCCACCACAAACCUUGAGCUUGCCAGUUUAUUCACAUGUCUGUGCACAUUCAUCGCAAAACAUCACACAAUUAUCUCCCUCGUUAUUGGAAUUAUAUAGGUCAUCCGUUGACUGCAUUCAGUGAUUAGUAGUGCUACUUAUUGGACGAAGAUUUAUUAGCUUGAAGAAAACUUUGAAAAUUACUGAUAUAGCGAUGAAUGUAGUUUCGCUUUUAGGAAUUAUUUCCUGUGUUUUCAGUGUAACUUCCGCUGUCCCAUUUUCCGGUUGGCUCUUAGGCGGGAGACAAAAUGAAGAAACUACUGAAGCACGACCCAAUUUUAUGAACAAAGUACAACAGUUGGGCGAACGAGUGUAUGAGAGGAAACGUGAGUUCCUAAACGGUAUCAAUGAAAAGGUGUCAAAUAUACUGUGGAUACCACCGUUGUAUACAACUACGGAAACUUCGAUUCCUCCAUCGGAACCGCCUUACGUAUUCCAAAGUGAUCCCCAAAAAUACACAGAAAUGGAUUCGGACGAAGAUGAUGUACAGAACGUUGAAAUUUACGCCAGAAGCAGCUUUCUUUCUCCGGAUGAUCUCGUUAAUAUCGAUGCACCACCCGAGCCGCAAAACAAACCUACCAUAACAUAUAACAUUAACAAAAACUUCAAUAUACUUGGGAGAAUCUGGGCUUAGGUAAAACACACUAAA